Molecule: messenger RNA, 717 nt
Organism: Strongylocentrotus purpuratus (purple sea urchin)
Lineage: Eukaryota; Metazoa; Echinodermata; Echinoidea; Camarodonta; Strongylocentrotidae
Exons: 4
Coding region: 251-631 (126 amino acids)
Source: RefSeq, a predicted model, not a curated record
UCGAACAGAAAGCACAGACAGUUUUUUCAGAUAGGCUGGAUGAGAUUGAAAUAAGAGUGGAGCGGUUUUGAACUUUCUUUUUUGGACUGUUCGGCGACAGCAACGCUUUAUAAGGGACAAGGCUCUGUCCGUUUGCAAGGUUUUUAUUUCGGUUUUUAUGCACAAGGAUAGGUGGCAACGGCUUUUUUUCAUUCACCUUCGGCAAAAGCUAGAAGAAGGAACCGCAUCCUCGAUUUGAGGAAGGCUAACGAUGAAUACUUCCAGCAAUCUCACAGUGAUGGUCAUUCUGAUGGCAGCUGUAAUCCUUAGUCACUUUCAACCGUCACUGUGCCAAAUCCACCACAGAUUCAACUGCUGGAGACCGGGGGGUAAGAAGCGAUCCGACCCAGACAGCUCCGCCACAUCCAGCUUCCCCCCUAAUAGUGGAGAUCACCUGCAACUUAAGUGGUCCUUACAGAGAUACAUUGAUUCCGUUCCAGCUAGUGAACUUAUAAAUCUUCUGAGUCAACUCUUACAGUUUGAGAACAUGCGGCGGACCAAAGUCGCUGUACCUGAAACGGAUGCCGACACCAACAACGAUUGGAUAUCAUCGCCCACGGACGAGAAAGAUGCCAGUAGGACGUGGUCAUAACAAGGUCAUAGCUGUCGUCGUCACCGUUGCUGUCGUUAACUUGUAGUAUACUAACUUGAUAAAUAAGAAAAAGAAAAGAAAAAGAU